Messenger RNA from Leucoraja erinaceus (little skate), 2504 nucleotides. It is a transcript of the gene six2a, whose product is annotated as SIX homeobox 2a. The transcript is spliced from 5 exons. Gene Ontology annotation, molecular function: DNA-binding transcription factor activity, RNA polymerase II-specific; RNA polymerase II cis-regulatory region sequence-specific DNA binding. The coding region runs from base 940 to 1836 and encodes 298 amino acids. Gene Ontology annotation, cellular component: nucleus; transcription regulator complex. Lineage: Eukaryota; Metazoa; Chordata; Chondrichthyes; Rajiformes; Rajidae. The record is from RefSeq and is a predicted model, not a curated record. Gene Ontology annotation, biological process: regulation of transcription by RNA polymerase II.
AUGUGCUAAUUGUGCUCAUUGAUACUGGAGGUGGCGGCGUUGGCAGCGCCACUUUGUGACGGGUGCUUCGUGCUGGGAUUCUGCACUGUCCCGCCGCGGCAACGGCGGCCCGAGGAACGCAAUGCCUCGCCCUCCUUGCCCUCUCCCAGGCCCACGAACGGAGCCGUGAGCCGGGCCACAGUGUCAGGGGACGCAUGCCAAGCCUUCGUUAUUGAGGAGAAACUCAAAGUCCCUUUAAUAUAUAUGUGGGGGAAAAAACAAAAAUGCAAAUGCAAGCUUUUGUUUUGGAGUUACCAACCACAAUCAAGGAGUCGACAUGUGGUGCCCUUUCUGCCUCAUAUUAAAGUAUCGUUUUGAUGGGGAAUGUGGCAGUGGCUGGUGCAACCUGAUGCAGACCAGACUGAACCGUGACAUGCGUCGUGCAUUCGUGGCUCCCGGAACUCAAGGGGUGUCUGCAAUGUUCUGAUCUGGUGGUUGUGCUUUCCUCCAAAUCAACGGAAGAUCGGUCACCAAGGCAGCAGUUGCCUUUUGUCUACAUGCAAGCAUGACAUUUCUCGCUUAACCUGACUGAGGAAGCAUUUGGCAGGAAGGAGCUUCUAUCACUUUAGUUUUCGUCGACAUCUUGGAGCAAUCAAGCAAAUUAAGGACGGCCGACCCUCCAGCUUCUCGGGUCAGAUAACCAACCAAUCAAAUCCGACAUAAUGACUAUUCAUGCCAACUUAGAAUAAUAUUAUUAAAAACCAAGCGAAAGCACUCCGGACGUCUUCAAAUGCAGUAUGUUGGGACUUCUGUGAAAGAAAGAUUUUUAUACGUCUACAACCAAAAAGCACUGGCAGAGAUUUCAACCUUCAAGUGAAGGAGAGACACGGUGAAAACUUUUUGUUUCCACCCACUGCGGACCUGGAUGUGUUUUUUAGACUAUUUCAAGGCAGGGGAGAUAUGUCGAUGCUUCCAACGUUUGGUUUUACUCAAGAGCAAGUGGCGUGCGUGUGCGAGGUCCUUCAACAAGGGGGUAACAUCGAGCGGCUCGGCCGCUUCCUGUGGUCAUUACCAGCCUGCGAGCAUCUGCAUAAAAACGAGAGCGUUCUCAAAGCAAAGGCCGUGGUGGCUUUCCACCGGGGUAACUUCCGCGAACUCUACAAGAUCCUGGAGAGUCAUCAGUUCUCUCCGCACAACCAUCCCAAGCUGCAGCAGCUGUGGUUAAAGGCUCACUACAUCGAAGCCGAAAAGUUGCGGGGGCGGCCGCUGGGGGCCGUGGGCAAGUACCGCGUCCGGCGCAAGUUCCCACUGCCGCGCUCUAUCUGGGACGGCGAGGAGACCAGCUAUUGCUUUAAGGAGAAGUCGCGCAGCGUCCUGCGGGAAUGGUAUGCGCACAACCCCUACCCUUCUCCUCGGGAAAAGAGGGAAUUGGCCGAAGCCACCGGCCUCACCACCACACAGGUUAGCAACUGGUUCAAGAACAGGAGACAGAGGGACCGGGCCGCCGAAGCCAAGGAAAGGUACGAAGAAAACAGCGAGAACUCGAAUUCAAACGUCACGCCCGGCGGCCACAACCAAAUGAAUCCUUCAAUGAAUGGGAACAAAAACAUGCUAGCGAGUUCGGACGAGGAAAAGACUCCAUCCCAGACGCCAGAUCACACUUCCAGCAGCCCCGCGCUGUUGUUGGGAUCCCUGGGCCAAAGUUCCAACUCCAGCAUGCAGCCACUGCACUCUCUGGCCGCGCCCCCGGGUCCUAGUGCCGUUGCGGUACCCAACUCAGAUGUUAUACACCAUCACGCUUUACAAGACUCCAUGCUCAAUCCCAUGUCAUCCAAUUUGGUUGACCUUGGCUCGUAAACAAAAAUCGCAAAUCCUUUUAUCUUCGAACAAGUAAAGACUCUCAAGAUUAUCCUUUAUAUAUUUUACUUGACAUUUAAGCGAUGUGCAUAAAAAACUAGCGGAUAUUUUGUCAACCAUGGGAAAGAAUGAUGGAUAUAGCAAUUGGAGUUUUAAGGUACUGUAUUAGAUCACAUAAGAGAUUGGCGCAGCAAAGUCUUAAGGUUUUUAUAUAAUGUACGAUGAUUUGUGUAGACAGACACGUUUUUAUUUUGCUGGUCACAAGUUCACAAUCUCGAAUUCUUGCUCCCACUUAAAAUUACACCACAUAUCUAUAUAUCCAGGUAACAAGAGUGAAUAGGUUUGUAAUCGCGUGCAAAGCGAACAUUUUAAGUUUUGAUAAAAAUUAAAAAAAAUACACGCUGUAGGAAGAUCAUUUACCUGUAGGUGAAACCUGUGCAGAAAGCUGGCUUUCCUGUAGUAAGAUGCGUGGAACGUGUAAUCGCAGCUAUAUUGGACUGAAACAGUCAGUUAAAAUAAGCAAGCAUUAUGAAUUAUAUCGGUCUACAAGAAGGAAUACUCACGCGCUGGAUAACAAUUGUUUUAUUACUGUUUAUAUUAUAAUUGACUACAAUCUUGGGGGGAGGGGGAAAUCCUGCUUAUUUUAUAAUAAAAACAAGACAAUCUAA